Messenger RNA from Telopea speciosissima, 4856 nucleotides. RefSeq names its product ABC transporter C family member 10-like. Bases 320 to 4774 code for a protein of 1484 amino acids. Gene Ontology annotation, cellular component: plant-type vacuole; vacuolar membrane. Lineage: Eukaryota; Viridiplantae; Streptophyta; Magnoliopsida; Proteales; Proteaceae. Gene Ontology annotation, molecular function: ATP binding; ATP hydrolysis activity; ABC-type transporter activity. The transcript is spliced from 14 exons. Gene Ontology annotation, biological process: transmembrane transport. The record is from RefSeq and is a predicted model, not a curated record.
UGAUCUGAUCUGAUUGGAAAAUGAGUGAAUGUUCUACUUUAAACACUUUAUCAACCACGAGUCCAGACAAGGUUUAUGAAAGCAUGAAUUUAUCAUUCAUGGUCCAUUCAAGUGUUGGAAUCAGUGCAAAAGUUUCAACUUUGGUGCUUCAAACUCGUUCAGAGAAGCUUCAUUUGAGUUCGUUUUUUCAUACUUAAUUCCAUUCAUCAUUUUAAACAUCAGCCAAGGAGCUUUUAAGAACUACCAUUUCUCAAGGAACUGAAGGAAAAAGAAGCCAUCUUCAUUCCAAUACAGAGUUUGAAGAGCAAAGACGUACAGCAUGAUGGAAGAUCUCUGGACAAUUUUUUGUGGGGAGUCAGAUUGUUCAUAUGAGGGUGGAAAGCAGUGCUCUUCUGCUUUUAUAUUCUUCACCUAUCCUACUUCAUGUAUCAACAAUGUCUUGGUCAUUGCUUUCGAUGUCCUGCUUCUGCUCAUGUUGUUAUUCAACUUCAUUCACAAACCAUCACCAGCAAUGCUUCAGAUGCUCACCUGCUUGCAAGGCCUUUUGCCUUCUCAGAUACUCUCUGCAAUUUUUAAUGGUGGUUUGGGGGUGGUUUAUAUCAGUUAUGGGAUCUGGAUACUGCAAGAGAACUUGAGAAAUCUGCAGACUAUACUUCCCCUGCAUCAGUGGCUAGUCCUAUUAUCUCAAGGCUUUACAUGGCUCUUACUUGCUUUAAUCAUUAGCCUUCGGGGAAACAAACUUCCAAAAGCCUUUUUGAGGCUUUGGUCCAUACUUGCCUGCUUGUUCGCCGGAAUUCUCAGUGUUUUUUCCCUCUUGGCGGCCAUCAUAGGGAAACAAGCAUCGGUUAGGAUUGUUUUGGAUGUUUUAUCUUUUCCAGGUGCAAUUCUAUUUCUGUUAUGCACUUACAAGGUAUACAAAUAUAAAGAAACUGGUUAUGCAAUCAGCAGUGCUGGCCUCUAUACACUUUUGAAUGGUCAGACCAAUAGCAGUGGUCAAACUGGUUUGGGUAGCAAUGUGACUCCUUUUGCUGAUGCUGAAUAUAUCAGUAAAAUGACAUUUUGGUGGUUAAACCCCUUGGUGAGGAAAGGUCAGGAGAAAACCCUUGAGGAAGAAGAUAUACCUCGAUUACGUGAAUUAGACAGAGCAGAAACCAGUUACACCCUCUUCAUGGAACAACUGAACAAACGCGAACAGUCCCAUUUGUCUACCCCACCAUCAAUUUUGUGGACAAUAGUUUCUUGCCACUGGAAAGAAAUUUUAAUUUCUGGGUUCUUUGCAUCACUUAAGAUAAUUGCACUGUCUGUUGGUCCUCUACUUCUUAAUGCCUUCAUUCAGGUUGCUGAAGGAAAAGAAGCCUUUGAAUAUGAGGGUUAUGUAUUAGCCAUAUCUCUGUUUAUUGCAAAAUGCUUAGAAUCCUUAUCACAAAGGCAGUGGUACUUCCGAAGUAGAAUAAUCGGCCUCCAAGUCAGGUCUUUGCUCUCUGCAGCUAUUUAUAGAAAACAACUUAGACUCUCAAAUGCUGCUAAGAUGACGCAUUCAGCUGGUAAUAUAAUGAACUAUGUCACUGUAGAUGCUUGUAGAGUUGGUGAAUUUCCUUACUGGUUUCGUCAAAUGUGGACAACAUGCCUUCAGCUUUGCAUUGCAUUAGUGAUUCUCUUCUAUGCUGUGGGACUAGCAACAUUCGCAGCACUAGUUGUAAUAAUACUUACUGUCCUCUGCAAUACUCCCCUUGCCAAACUGCAGAACAAAUUCCAGACUAAGCUCAUGGUGGCGCAAGAUGAAAGGCUGAAGGCUUGUUCUGAGGCUCUUGUGAACAUGAAGGUGUUGAAGCUGUACGCAUGGGAGACCCAUUUCAAGGAUGUUAUUGAAGGACUUAGGACUGAGGAAUAUACAUGGUUGUCAGCAGUGCAGAUGAGAAAAGCAUAUGACAUGCUUCUGUUUUGGUCAGCCCCCGUCUUGGUCUCAGCAGCUACUUUUGGGGCAUGUUACUUCCUAGGAAUUCCUCUCAAUGCUAGUAAUGUUUUCACCUAUAUAGCAACUUUACGUCUUGUCCAGGAUCCGGUUAGAUCGAUCCCUGAUGUCAUUGGAAUGGUCAUUCAAGCAAAGGUUUCAUUAGAACGAAUUGUCAAGUUUCUCGAGGCACCUGAGUUGCAAAAUGAAAAUAUUAGGCAAAAAUGCGAAGUUGAGGAGUCCAGGGUUUCUAUUUGUAUAAAGUCAGCAAAUCUUUCGUGGGAAGAGAAUCCAUCUAAUCUCACAUUAAGAAACAUAAAUCUAGUGGUAAAACCUGGUGAAAAAGUGGCCAUCUCUGGAGAGGUUGGUUCAGGAAAAUCAACACUUCUUGCAGCGAUUCUUGGAGAAGUUCCACUUAUAGGGGGCUCUAUUCAAGUUUAUGGAAAGACUGCCUAUGUUUCUCAGAUGGCAUGGAUUCAAACAGGAACAAUACAAGAGAAUAUUCUAUUUGGUUCAUCCAUGAAUAAGCAAAGAUAUCAAGAAGUACUUGAGAAAUGUUCACUGGUAAAGGACUUUGAGAUGCUACCCUUUGGUGAUCUAACCGAAAUAGGAGUAAGAGGAGUUAAUUUAAGCGGUGGUCAAAAGCAGCGCAUUCAACUUGCUCGUGCACUGUAUCAAGAUGCUGAUAUUUAUCUAUUGGAUGAUCCAUUUAGUGCUGUUGAUGCACGCACUGCUACAAGCCUAUUUAAUGAAUAUAUGAUGGGAGCUCUAUCAGGAAAGGCAGUCAUACUUGUGACCCACCAAGUUGAUUUCCUUCCUGCAUUUGAUUCUGUUUUGUUAAUGUCUGAUGGGGAAAUCAUAGAAGCUGCACCUUAUCACCAAUUAUUAGCCUCUAGUCAAAAUUUUCAAGAGCUUGUCAAUGCACACAAGGACACUGCAGGUUCUGAAAGGCUAGCUGAGGUUUCUUCUCCCCAAAGGGGGGAAAUUACUUCCAGAGAGAUUAAGAAGACAUACACUGAGAAACAGUUCAAAGCCACAGCAAGAGAUCAGUUGAUUAAAAAAGAAGAAAGGGAAAUUGGAGAUACAGGCUUUAAGCCUUAUAUACAAUAUCUAAAUCAGAAUAAAGGCUUUUUGUAUUUCACAAUUGCAAGUCUCUGUCACAUCAUAUUUGUGGCUGGGCAGAUAUCUCAGAACUCUUGGAUGGCUGCUAAUGUUCACAAUCCUCAUGUUAGCAAACUGUUACUAAUCAUAGUUUAUAUGGUGAUUGGAUGUGUCUCAAUAUUUGUUUUGCUCUUUAGAUAUAUUGCCGCAGUUGUUUCUUCUAUCCAGUCAUCAAGGUCCAUAUUUUCUCAGCUAUUGAACUCUCUUUUCCGUGCACCGAUGUCUUUUUAUUACUCAACACCACUGGGACGGAUAUUGAGUCGGGUCUCUUCUGACAUGAGCAUUUUAGACCUUGAUAUCCCAUUCAGUUUGAUCUUUACUUUAGGCUCUAGCACAAAUGUUUGUGUGAGUCUAGGAGUAUUGGCUGUUGUUAAUUGGCAAGUUCUAUUUGUCUCCUUACCAAUGAUUUACUUGACACUACGAUUGCAGAAAUAUUACCUUGCUUCUGCAAAGGAGUUAAUGCGGAUCAAUGGCACGACAAAAUCUUCGGUAGCAAACCAUCUAGCAGAAUCCAUUGCUGGAGCCAUGACAAUUAGAGCUUUUGAGGAUGAAGAGCGAUUUUUCAUGAAGAAUUUCAAUGUCAUUGAUAGAAAUGCUAGCCCCUUUUUCCACAAUUUUGCAGCAAAUGAAUGGUUGAUACAACGUCUAGAACUGUUAAGUGCCACCGUUCUUUCUUUCUCUGCUCUUGCCAUGGUUUUGCUUCCUCCAGGAACUUUUAGCUCGGGAUUUGUUGGAAUGGCACUAUCUUAUGGUCUUUCAUUGAACAUUUCACUCAUUUCCGCUACUCAAAACCAUUGUAUGCUAGCAAAUUACAUCAUUUCUGUUGAAAGGCUAAACCAGUACAUGCAUAUACCCAGUGAAGCCCCUGAAGUCAUAGAAGAAAACCGUCCCCCACCAAGUUGGCCUGCUGUGGGUAGAGUAGAGAUCUGUGACUUGGAGAUCAGAUAUAGGCCCGAUACCCCACUUGUUCUUUCUGGGAUCAGUUGUACAUUUGAAGGAGGACAUAAGAUUGGUAUCGUUGGUCGCACUGGUAGUGGGAAAAUGACUUUGAUCAGUGCCCUGUUUCACCUUGUGGAGCCAUCAGAUGGAAAGAUCAUCAUAGACAACCUUGACAUCUCCCUGAUAGGGCUUCAUGAUUUGAGGUCACGUAUUGGGAUCAUACCUCAAGAUCCUACGCUUUUCAAUGGAACCUUAAGAUACAAUUUGGAUCCCUUUUCACAAUAUAUGGACAAGGAAAUAUGGGAGGUCCUUCGAAAAUGCCAGCUUCAAGAGGCUGUGCAAGAGAAAGAAAAAGGCCUGGAUGCUUUAGUAAUUGAAGAUGGAUCAAAUUGGAGCAUGGGACAGCGACAGUUAUUCUGUUUGGGUCGUGCUCUGUUAAGAAGAAGUCGGAUAUUGGUGCUUGACGAAGCUACUGCAUCAGUAGACAAUGCAACAGAUGCAAUACUCCAGAAAACUAUAAGGACUGCAUUUUCAGAUUGCACUGUUAUUACAGUGGCCCACAGAAUACCAACAGUAAUGGAUUGCACAAAGGUGCUUGCCAUGAGUGAUGGAAAAUUAGUGGAGUAUGAUGAACCAACGAUGUUGAUGAAGAGAGAAGGAUCAUUGUUUGGCCAGCUUGUUAAGGAAUACUGGUCGCAUUUCCACUCAGCUAAUCAACAUUAGCUAAUGAAAAAAGAGUCCAACAAGAAGUAGAGACGCCCAGAGGAUGCAUGGAGGGAAGAGCCCAAAGAGCCUUUUUCUCUUU